Molecule: messenger RNA, 1426 nt
Organism: Macrosteles quadrilineatus (aster leafhopper)
Lineage: Eukaryota; Metazoa; Arthropoda; Insecta; Hemiptera; Cicadellidae
Product: protein YIPF3-like
Exons: 1
Coding region: 121-801 (226 amino acids)
Source: RefSeq, a predicted model, not a curated record
AAGAUUUAGAAAAACAAGUUAAGAAGUAGGCUAGUAUUUUAUGAAGUAACGAAUGACUUUGGUACCGUAGUGUUUAAUAUUGUUUGUUGAACCUUUAUUUUUUUGUGAAAUCUCGCAACGAUGAAGAGCCAUUCGGUGAUUUUUAUCGACAACCAGUGGUCAGAAGAUUACCCUGGGAAAAACAAAUACUCCAACAAUAGUUUCAUAGGAUGCCUAGUAAACUAUUUUACUGUGCCGCCGUGGGUUUUGCCGAAACGAAUCGCGUUGGCAUUCAUGCCACCUAUUCUAGGAGACAAGUCUAGACGAGUGUAUGUGGACUUUGUCGGACCGUGUCUUGCGAUUUUGACUCUAGCUGCUAUCUUGCACUAUGGACAUUCAUACAAAGUGCAAUCUGCAGCUUUAAAUACAAGUCCUACUGAAAUUUUACUUUAUUAUUGCGCUAUUUUUCCUCUGAUUACGUUUGUUUUGGCUAAAUUAGGCCGUGCCACCCUUGGGUUCUUGGACAUAGCGUCUCUUCUCGGCUACGGUCUUUACGGUCACAUUUUUACGUUGGCCGUUUCACAACUGUUUGACCACGAAAGGAGCAACGGAGUGUUUUUCACCAAUCUGUUCGUGUUCGGAGGACUGAGUGGUCUUCGCAUUGCUCUCGUACUGUUAGCCUCCAUCCCUCGCCCAGCGUCUAGAUUACUAGUCUGCAGCACUGCCACCAUCGUUCAUCUAGUGUUUGUGAUUUUUGUCCACUUUGCUUACAUGCAUUCUACAUUUGUUUAUGGUUCUGGUACUGGUAAACACCAUAUAUGAAAUAUAGUCUUUUUGAAAUUUUGUAGCCUUAAUUAAUCUGAUUAAAUCAGUGUGAAUUUUGCGACUUUCACCAUAUAAAUUUAUCUUUUGUCUACAAGAAAAAAAUCAACUUGAGAGACUUAUAACUCAAAAGUGUUUUACGUUUUUGUGGUGAAGGUUUUAAUUUUUAUAAAUUAAAUAGGGAAUUAGCAAACAUUCUUGUCAGUAAAAGUUAUGUGUUUUAUGUUAAUAUUUAUUUAGCCUUCCAAUUUUGCUAGAACACAGUUGAAUUGUUGUGUGUGUUUUCCUUGGAAUACUUGUACUUUGGUAAACUGAAACAAACCUGAGGUAGUAAGGGAGUUGUUUAAACAUACUGAAAGUAGUUUGAACCUCGUUGAUCAAAUACAAUAUUGUGAUUAUAUUUGUGAAACUGUUAUUUAAUAUAACCAAUGAAAAUUAAUUAUUAUUUGUAUUACCUUUUUAAAUCUACUGUUUAAGUUUUCACUAACCUACCUUUUUUUGUGAAAGUGUUUGAUUUACUACCGUUAUCAUGGCUGUGUAGAUUUAAUCACAUUGUUUUAAUCUGUCAUUUUUUGUUUCUGAGUUGGAUAAUGAAUCGAAUAACAAAUAAAGUGAAUCCAUUUCA